AUGCAGUUGGCAGGAGCAGUAUUUUAUCGCCAUCCACCAUCCGUCCCACCGCCUUAUCAACCUCCGCGGGUGCAACAUGACCAGCCUGGGCGUCCGCCGGUGAGCACCGCAGCGCUGGGGCCCGAGGAUUACGGGCGCUACGCAGCCCCGUUCAUUCUGGCCUACCCGAUGGUCCCGUGGACCGCCGGAGGCUGGAAGGGAAACUCACCACCGCUGGCGCCUCCGCCCCUGCAGCAGGCCAACGGCGACCCUCGACCGCAGGAACACAACGUCCCCCGUCCUCAGCAAUACCCUCCGCCGUCCACGCUCUUGCAAGCAAUCACCACCACCCCACCCUCACCGCACCCUGGCUUCGACACACGCUCGAAGGAGGUCACCACGACAUCCCCUCCGUACCCUGACAACGUCAUGCGUUCGGAGAAACUCAUUACCACUUCGCCCCCGCAGCACCCGGAUUUGGAAACUCACUCCGCGACAUCGGAGACGCUUCAGACCUUCUAG
Molecule: messenger RNA, 501 nt
Organism: Gryllus bimaculatus (two-spotted cricket)
Lineage: Eukaryota; Metazoa; Arthropoda; Insecta; Orthoptera; Gryllidae
Source: the annotation of a GenBank genome assembly